AUGAAGGUGCUUCUUUGGUUUCCUUUCUCCGUAUUUGUGAGGGAUAAGUCCAUGAAGAAGCAACGUACUGUGACUCGGGACAAAAAUGAAACAGUGCUGAAAGCCCGUGAUCGCCAUAAUGCUUGUAUUGUCCCGAGAGCUGUACCCAUCGUAGAGGCAAUGGUAGCUUUGGUUAUUGUGGACCAGUUGAUGGCACAAUAUGCACAGUGUAAUCUGUUUCCCGUAAACAGAGAUUUGCAAGAACCCUUGGUGGCCGCAUUAGAGCCAGAACAAGAUAAGUUCAAGUUUGAUCUUGCGAGGAUCCAGCUCUUGGUCUACAUGUUCUCCUUGUGCCAGAUAUUUGUGCGGAUGCAAUCUAUCUCCUAG
Molecule: messenger RNA, 366 nt
Organism: Sphenostylis stenocarpa
Lineage: Eukaryota; Viridiplantae; Streptophyta; Magnoliopsida; Fabales; Fabaceae
Source: the annotation of a GenBank genome assembly